UGUGUCAGCGCGUGACACAGCCGUGCUUCUUCUACUUCUAGCACAUCAUGACAGAAUUGGAUGUACCCAUCUCUACAUGAAAGCCGGGACAUCAAAGUAUCCAGAGUAUUUUCCAGUACAUGACAUUCGCAAGUUACUCUCUGAUGAUCAAGUGGACACACUGCUUGCCUUCCAUGCCAUCACUGGCUGUGAUAGUGUGUCUCAGUUCAGCGGUCACGGAAAGAAAACAGCCUGGCAGGUGUUCGAGCAACAUCACACUGAUCUUACUGGCCUUGGGAAGGGCCCUCUCACAGAAGAUAUUGUAAAUUCAACAGAGAAAUUCAUCUGUAAGAUGUAUGGUGUGCCUGAGGUUGAUACAUGCAACAAAGCAAGAGUGAAGUUGUUUUGCAAAGGUUGUCCACAAGAGACUCUGCCUCCAACCUCAGAUGCAGUGAAGUUUCAUAUCAUGCGUUCACACUAUCAAGCGACAAUCUGGAACCAAGCUCACCUGCCACAUCCUGAUCUUCCUCCAGUGGAUGAAAUGGGAUGGAUACACAAGGAAGGUCAAUUAGUGCCACGGCUAAUGUCUCUGCCACCUAUGCCUAAAGCCUGCAGGGAGUUCACUUCAUGUGGGUGUACCAAGGGAUGCCUCAGCCAACGCUGCAGCUGCAGAAAGAGUCGCAUGGAAUGUAUAGACGCAUGCAACUGCAGGAAACUUGACAACACUUGCCAGAACAUUGAAGAGGACUGUGAAUAAGCUGUCACUGUAACUUCUACUGGGAUAUAGUUCAAUGAAUAUCACCAUGAGCCAUGGAUCUUCCUGCUUUUGGAUCUUAUUUGAUUGACAACUUCUUUAUCACUAAUGACCACCUUUUUCUCUAUACAUGUGUGAUUUUCAAGCUGAUUAUUGACACUUGAUCUAAAUCAGGACAGGAUGUUAAAUUCCCCAUGUGUGAAAACCUGUGAACAUUUAAUUAAAGUUUGUAUCUUUUUGUAUUUGU
Molecule: messenger RNA, 980 nt
Organism: Dicentrarchus labrax (European seabass)
Lineage: Eukaryota; Metazoa; Chordata; Actinopteri; Moronidae
Exons: 2
Coding region: 77-736 (219 amino acids)
Source: RefSeq, a predicted model, not a curated record